Amyelois transitella is the source of this 1785-nucleotide messenger RNA. RefSeq lists its product as uncharacterized. The record is from RefSeq and is a predicted model, not a curated record. Bases 114 to 635 code for a protein of 173 amino acids. The transcript has 5 exons. Lineage: Eukaryota; Metazoa; Arthropoda; Insecta; Lepidoptera; Pyralidae.
UCUAUGUAGAUGACGUCAAAGUUUGCUCUGUGCAACUGGGUGGAACCGAGGAAGCCAGGCCAGCAGCUCUUCAGUGAGAAUACCGCCGCGAAGGGAAGCGUACGGCUCGCGACAUGGCAGCCACAGUAGAAACGAGUUUUAAGGACAAAAUCCGGAACGCAGUGGAAAUCCCUAUUUUAACAAGAUGUUGUUUUUGCUUCCCCAUGAGAAGAGGCCUGAUAGCUUUUGCUUAUAUAAAUCUGAUAUUAACAUUAGUGGCAUCUGUGUUCAUGUCGGUAUACAUAUCAGCGAUGCGGAACUCCAAGAUUGAGGAGAUCCAGGAAGAAAUACCGCGGCACAUCUUCGCGACGUGUGCGCAGCUUGUCGAGCUAUGCAUGACGAUCACAUUUAUCGUGGCUUUGCAUCGGAAACACGUGAUGCUUAUGAAGGUGUACCUGUGUUUCGAGAUAGUAUACUCCAUCAUCGGCCUGAUCUACAGUCUCGCCUUCCUCAACGCGGAGACUGCUGGGGAAUUGUUCCUCAUGCUGUUUGAAUUCACUCUUCAAAUAUACCUGGCGAUCCUGAUCUGGAGCUCGAUAGUAAAGAUGGAAAGGGAUGGUACCGUUAAGUACACAAGAGAAAGGGACCCCGCCUAGUACCUACUCUCAGUCGAGUCACAUUGCUAAGGAAUUGAUUGUAUGCAGACUAAUUUCUGAAAGUGUUAAGGAUGGUUUUCAUUAAGCCACUACAUACAGGGCCCACAAUGUUGACGAAUGUUGGCACGUAUGUUCGUUCACUCUCGAAUAUAUUGGUGUUUGGAGGUUAGCGAAACCGGCGGUUUUAAAGCAAGCCGUGCCCGGGGCAGGACGGAGACGGCUCCAUGGACCCGAAACCCGCCUGUGCUGCAAAUCUAUACUAAUAUUACAAAGAGGUAAACUUUUAUUGAAAGCUUAUUAGAAUUACUGAACUAAUCUUGAAAAUUCCUUCACCAUUAAAAAGAUAUAUCUGCGGGUGUCUAGUUAUGUAUAUGCUGUUACUUCAUAAGGGAUGUACAACAACGGUUAUGUAUACGAGCGUCGGGCUAAUCAGUCGGGAAACGGGUCAUACAUUAUAUUAUGUUAUAUAAAUUGCUUCAUGUUAAAUGAAAGAAGGUAUAUGUAAAAUCCGAGCUCCGUCCACGACAGGUACGCCGCCCGGUCUAAUGAAAAUCAUCCCUUUAAUUUUAAUAUGAUACUGGCAUGAUAAUAUUUUCUAUAAUUAAUUAUGACUUAAGUAUGUAUUACUUCUUUGUACUCGAUAAGUUACCUAACACCAUAUCAUAGGCUGUGGUAGCGGAUUAAGAUUGGAUUUCCCCAUUUGACUUUAGAGGCUAGAACUAGAAAAAUUUGUCUGCAUUGUUUAGUAAUGAUAUGUUAUUUGUUUAACUAAAGUGCCUUUGCAAUAAGUCUCAGCAACGUGUUACGCGUAUUGUUUGAAGCUGAGAAAUCUUGAGAGAGUUCGAAGGCCCUGAGAAAUAUUGUGAUGCUUGCUUUUGACAUAAAAAUAUAUUUUUAUAGAAUUUUACCAAAGUAAGUUAAGAAAAUGUUAUAGAUACGUUGAGUUAUAAUAAUGUUAAGUAAGUUUGUGAAUGAACUACGCGUUCAUAAUUAUUAAAAAUUGUGUAUGCUUAAAAGAAUUGGGUAAUACGGAUCAAUUUUCUAUUCUAAUUAGGAAAAUUCGUUUUCCAUGAAACUGGACUAUAAUAUUUGAAAUUCGUAAAAUCCGUUCAAACCUGUAAAUAUUAAAAUAAAUUUGCAUUUUUGCCGA